This is a messenger RNA of Camelina sativa (false flax), 1516 nucleotides long. Its product is annotated as surfeit locus protein 1. Gene Ontology annotation, cellular component: membrane. NCBI's taxonomy places the organism in Eukaryota, Viridiplantae, Streptophyta, Magnoliopsida, Brassicales, Brassicaceae. The record is from RefSeq and is a predicted model, not a curated record.
CACCGGAAUUUAGGUACACCCAAAUGCAGGGAAACACAGCUCGACAAAAUCUGAAUUCUGAAGCCAUUUUGUUCGCAGUGACCCAAGUCGUAGUCGUCGUGAAAGGCAAAAACCCUUUAUACCUCCGGGAUCAAAAAUCUUGGAGAGACGAAGAUGGCGACAUCGUUGUCUAAACUCCUUACAAGAUCGAACGCUCGGAGCCACUGGUGCUCCACCACAACCAGUAGCUCUGCCUCUCCUUCUAUACCGAAUCAAUUCUGGGCACGACACUUCUCUGCCGUCGCCGACUCUUCCUCCUCUAGUUCCGCGGCGCUUGGAAGCCAAUCGAGUUCUUCUACUCCACCGCAAGAGAAGAAACGAGGGUCCAAGUGGUCACAAUUGCUGUUGUUCUUACCUGGAGCUAUUACCUUCGGCCUCGGGUCAUGGCAGAUCGUCAGAAGAGAGGAAAAGUUCAAAACACUGGAGUACCAACAGCAACGGUUGAAUAUGGAACCAAUGAAGCUAAAUACAGAACAUUCUCCUGAUAAGAAUCUGGAUGCAUUAGAAUUUAGACGGGUUAGUUGCAAGGGUGUAUUUGACGAGCAAAAGUCUAUCUAUUUGGGUCCACGGUCUAGGUCCAUAUCGGGAAUUACUGAAAAUGGAUUCUAUGUCAUCACACCUCUAAUGCCGAUCCCUGGUGACCUGGAUAGCAUGCAGUCACCUAUUCUGGUGAAUCGCGGAUGGGUUCCUCGAAGUUGGAGAGAGAAGUCACCGGAAUCCACAGAUGCUGACUUCAUUAUAAACCAGUCAAUAAAAGCUGAAUCAAUCUCCGACGAACGAAAUUCCUGGUGGAAAUUUUGGUCUAAGACGCCAGUGAUUACAGAGGAGCAAGUACCUGCGGUUAAGCCUGUAGGAGUCGUAGGUGUGAUCAGGGGAGGAGAGAACCCGAGCAUAUUUGUUCCGUCCAAUGAUCCAAGUACCAGGCAGUGGUUCUAUGUAGAUGUUCCCGCGAUGGCUCGAGCCGUAGGCCUUCCUGAAAACACAAUAUAUGUAGAGGACGUCCAUGAAGACAUAGAUCGUAGUAGACCCUAUCCGGUUCCUAAGGACAUCAAUACCUUGAUUCGUAGUAAAGUCAUGCCACAGGACCAUCUCAACUACUCAAUAACAUGGUAUUCUCUCUCUGCGGCUGUCACUUUCAUGGCUUACAAGAGACUCAAGCCAAAGUCUGCCCGCAGAUAAAAUAUCUCUCUGCUCAAAUCAAAUCUUAUCCUUUUUUAUCACUUGUUUGCUGUAGUAAUAAUUGCAGUUGAGAAUGGGUUUAGGUUUAAGCUCUCAUAAGGAAAAAGGACUCAGUGAAAUUCUUAAUGUUGUGAUAACUUGAUAGAAAUUUGUAAUUUUCUUAUUCUACGAUGGAAGACAGUUCGAAUUUGAAGCCAUUUGUAGGUUACGUUGAAAAGUUAUAACCGAGAGACGUGAUCGUAGAACAUAUUUAUUUUAAGAUUGUUAUAUUGUUAAGAUCAAACUUUGUAACGGUUCA